Molecule: messenger RNA, 3453 nt
Organism: Oxyura jamaicensis (ruddy duck)
Lineage: Eukaryota; Metazoa; Chordata; Aves; Anseriformes; Anatidae
Gene: CYRIA
Product: CYFIP related Rac1 interactor A
Exons: 14
Coding region: 435-1409 (324 amino acids)
Biological process (GO): regulation of actin filament polymerization
Molecular function (GO): small GTPase binding
Source: RefSeq, a predicted model, not a curated record
CCGGCCCCCCUUCAGCAGCGGGAGGCGGGUCCGGGGGGAGAACCGCGCCCGGCCGGGGCCGGCGGCUGGCGGCAGCCGCACGCAGCCACCGCGGGGCGGGCCUGCGAGUGUGGCGCGGGGCUGGGCUGGGCUGGGCCGGGCCGGGCUGGGCCGCUCCGCCGGCUGUCUCUGAGGCUUGGGGGAUGGACGAGGGUCCCUGCAGCGGCCAGCGGCGACGGGCAGCUCAGAUUGCAGUCUCUCUCUAAUUAUCAGGAAGGCUUUGAAUCGUCUUCAGCAAGACGGACAUUGAAUGUUUAGCAUCAACACUUUGGAUUUUUGAAUGUGAAUUGGAACCACUCUAUUUCUAGGUUUGCUGGGAUGGGUAAUCUUCUUAAGGUCCUUACCAGGGAAAUUGAAAACUAUCCACAUUUUUUCCUGGAUUUUGAAAGAACCAAAUGGGAAAUCUUUUAAAAGUUCUCACUUGCACAGAGCUUGAUCAGGGGCCAAAUUUUUUCCUUGACUUUGAAAAUGCGCAGCCCACAGAUGGAGAAAGGGAAGUAUGGAAUCAGAUCAGUGCAGUGUUACAGGACUCAGAAAGUAUGCUUGCAGAUCUUCAGGCUUACAAAGGAGCUGGACAAGAAAUUAGAGAUGCAAUACAAAACCCCAAUGAUAUCCAGUUGCAAGAAAAAGCAUGGAAUUCAGUAUGUCCUCUGGUUGUAAGGCUGAAGCGUUUUUAUGAAUUUUCACUCAGAUUAGAAAAAGCCCUGCAAAGCUUAUUGGAAUCCUUGACUUGCCCACCUUAUACUCCAACUCAACACCUGGAAAGGGAACAGGCUCUGGCUAAAGAGUUUGCGGAAAUCUUACAUUUUACUCUUCGUUUUGAUGAACUUAAGAUGAGAAACCCAGCAAUUCAGAAUGACUUCAGUUAUUAUAGGCGGACAAUAAGUCGUAACAGAAUAAACAACAUGCAUCUAGACAUUGAGAAUGAAGUAAACAAUGAAAUGGCCAAUAGGAUGUCCCUGUUUUAUGCUGAAGCCACACCAAUGCUGAAAACACUCAGUAAUGCAACUACACACUUUGUAUCAGAAAACAAAACAUUGCCAAUUGAAAAUACAACGGACUGUCUAAGUACUAUGGCUAGUGUAUGUAAAGUCAUGUUGGAAACACCUGAGUACAGGAGUAGAUUCACCAGUGAAGAGACUCUUAUGUUCUGCAUGCGUGUAAUGGUGGGAGUUAUUAUUCUGUAUGAUCAUGUUCAUCCCGUGGGAGCUUUCUCAAAGACAUCAAAGAUUGAUAUGAAGGGAUGCAUAAAAGUUUUAAAGGAACAACCACCUGACACUGUGGAAGGACUUCUGAAUGCUCUCAGGUUCACUACAAAACACCUGAAUGAUGAAUCUACUUCAAAACAAAUCCGAGCUAUGCUGCAGUAGUACCCUGAGACAAGUAGAUGUUUGUAUUGACCACAGAAGAUGUGUAUGUUUACAUAAUUUAAUACAGUUGGUGUUAAUACUUGUGUGUAUUUACAUAACCGUUUUCUUCGCACUGCUAAAAUAUAUGAAUCUGUAGUCAUAACCUGACUGACUUUAUAUAGUGCAGCCUAAGUUUUUAUGCUAGCCUUUAUCUUUUGACUUUUAAAAUACCUUUUUUACUUAGAUACUUUAGCUACAACAGUUUAUCUGUGUAUUUUAAUCCUUAAAUGCCUUCUCUUCCAGAAAAGUAGGUAGUAAUGAAGACAAAAUGGAAAUCAGAUAAACUGGAAUAUCAGAGAUGCCCUAGAAAAAGGAACUUUAAAGGAGAAAUUUAAUAAAAGAAAAAAUAAAAUUGUAUGAAUAGAAUACCUGAACGUUCAUUAUCCUCUUUAAAUAUGUUGUCUUUCCUGUAAUGAGUGGACAUCCAAUUUUAAGGAUUAUUUGCUGGCUGACAUCCAAAAGUUCAUUGCAAAAGAGGUCAUCUUACCUCUAAUAAAUAUAGCCUAUACCAUUCCACCAUUGAGGAAAUUAAUACCUGUUUUCAGAUUCAAUAUAAACAUGAAGUUUGUUUCAAGACUAUUACUAGAUUUUGAAAAUUCUGUGUAAUUUUAUUAGAUUUAGAAAAGUAAGGGAAAAUGCUAAUGCCUUGACUUGAGAAGAAAGAGUUUGUCAGUGUAAAUAUAUCAUGGUGAACAUUAUCUGUUAGAGACAGCUCUUCCUGGUAAGUAACUUUUUUGCUGAUACAAAACUGUAUAAAACAGAACGCUUUUCUGUAGCAGUAAAAUUCCCUAGUGUCAAAUUGCCCACAUAAGACUAGGGAUGAAAUAAAGGAGUUUCAAGACCUGAGCUGUUCUUAGGCACUCCAUCAAUUUCCUGGAUAGUAAUAUUCAUCAGCUGAUUCAGAAUCCACACAGAGGUAUGUUUCAGCUGACUGCUCUUCAUGGUUUUUCUAGAUGUGAUUGAUGCUUCAAGGACUGGAGUUCCUUGCUGAGUUGUUUGUUCUUUCUUUCUAGUAAUUUUUCCAGUAAAUGGAAUAGACAUAUUUUGCCAAAAGCAGCAAAAUGUUCAUGCUCUGUUAAGUGUCUUUUCUGAGUGAUCUGCAGUUGCUGUACAUAUUCUUGCAAAGGUCACGUUGUGAAAAUGUGUUCAAUUGUGUACUUUGCUUGCAUGUAUGUAUGAAAACUCCAGUGCUUGUGCACAGAUUCAGAUUUGUAUUUGUUUAUUCUUGUGUACAUCAAUCAGGGUUUGUGUGCUGUCACUGGAAUUUUCAUGCAUUUCACUUCUGAAACAUUACCCAUAAGACUUUGAAGAUGCAUUUGGUCUGCUAAAACUCUGCUUCACUGUUACAAAUUUAGUCAUUGAAUUUGGUCCUUAAAAGGUAUUACUCUCAUAAGUUCUUUGGAAUAGGAAUUGCCUUCGAGUUUAUUUCUGAGCAGAACUGCCACUAUCAGGUUUCUUAAAUCUUAUGAGAACCCACAGAAGCUAGUGUUAAACAUGCGAUGUUACAAGAUACCACUGCAACUGUAGAGUUGAUUUCAGAUAUCUGCAGUUGUAGCAGAUCACUAUGUUGUUGUCAGGAACAGAAUUAGAAAUUGCUAGUUGUUUCUUUUUCUGGAAGCAGUGAUCACACUGCUAUUUUAUAGUAGUAUAUCCACUGUUUACAAACUCCAUUUUUAAUGGAGGGACAUUUACAAAUGUAUAUUAGGGAAAAUCCCGUUUUGUUCAUAGCCACUUUCAGUUAGAUAAAUUUAGGUGGAUUAAAGAUCAUUCUGUUGAGUUUUGGUAACUACAGUUAAUAGAUGCUUACCUGCAAUUAUUUGUCAAACAAUGAAGUCUUUAAGUAGCCUGGAGGAAAGCUAUUUGUCACUUGUAUAAUAAAAAUGUAAACUUUAAAGCAUUCUGUGAGUUGUCAUGUGCUGUUUGCUGAAGCCACUGAAUUUCUUUGCCUGCUGUGAUGUUUUUGUACAGAAGUUUGUUUGAAAUAAUAAAAAGUUUGGUACAGUAA